Messenger RNA from Hypomesus transpacificus, 7772 nucleotides. RefSeq names its product shroom family member 3 (gene shroom3). Bases 718 to 6573 code for a protein of 1951 amino acids. The transcript has 12 exons. The record is from RefSeq and is a predicted model, not a curated record. Gene Ontology annotation, biological process: actin filament organization. Lineage: Eukaryota; Metazoa; Chordata; Actinopteri; Osmeriformes; Osmeridae. Gene Ontology annotation, cellular component: apical plasma membrane; adherens junction; cortical actin cytoskeleton. Gene Ontology annotation, molecular function: actin filament binding.
ACAGAGGAGGGGGGAAACAAAGUUUUGCAUCCAUGGGACUGACUGAGGGAAGUUAAAAUCGCAUCAAGGGAGCAAGAUGAGAUCGUUGCGAUUCGCAUGAUUUCUGCAGCAGACAAAUCUCUUCAAAUGUUGUUGGGAACUCUACGUUGAAGCUUUGAGUAAAGUACGCAAAACAAGUGCUGAAAUCUGGUGGGCAAUACUUUUUCUGACAGUGCAAAUUGACCUAAUCUCGCUUCGACCAAGCUCACAGCGAGGCAAAGAGCGCUCUCCUUUCUCCCAACCCAGUGGAUUGUAGCAAAUUCUAUUGUGAUGGUAAAAUAAAGUCGGAAGAGGGAAAGGGCUGACAAACGAUUAAAAGUAGCCUAAAGUUAUAGUCUACUACAGGAAGCUUGCUAAUCAAGUAUAUUUUUGUUUUUUACAUUGGAAAUGUUACACUUUUUGAAUUGUUUUUUUCAUGAAGUAACUUUUUUGUGUUGACUGUCAACAGAAUGCACUGCGGUUACAAAUUAUGUUUCACUCGCUGCUCCACUUGGUAAUGCGGGGAAACUAUUUAUCACAUAGGAGUGGACAUUCCUUGCUUCGUUUGGUGCGGAUUUUAAUAAGAAAAGGAAAAGGAAUAUUUUUAAACAUGAUUUUUUCUCUAUUUAUCCUUCCUCGUUACUAAUGGACUGAAUAGGAAUACCCGUCAGUCCGAACCUUUUCGCCGUCUUCUCGAUUAUGGAAAGCAGUCUGUGCAGUUACAGUACAGUCAUCCAGAGAGGAAAGUCGGUUUUCGUUGAGGUUCGUCUCCAGGGUGGGGCUCCGUGGGGUUUCACGCUCAAAGGUGGCCUCGAGCAUGGAGAAGCACUAAUAAUCUCCAAGGUCGAGGAAGGUGGGAAAGGGGACAGGUUAGAACACCCCCUGCAGGUGGGAGACAGAGUGGUGGUCAUCAACGAGGUGGAGCUGAGCGGCUUCAGACAGGAGGCCAUAUCUCUGGUCAAAGGCUCUUACAAGACUCUGCGACUCACCGUACGCAGGGAGUGCUGCCCUGGCGUCUUUUGUGGAGAUCAAACGCCCCCAUCCCAGGCCUCCUCCAACCAGGAACCCCCCAGGAACAGCAGGCUGUGCUCUGGAGGUGUAAAACUGCGCAUCAAGAAUAGACGGAGCGAGCCCACAUCCAGACCUCACUCGUGGCACUCCACCAAGCUUGGCGAGGGCCAGACAGAGACCGGCAUGACGCAGAUCUCCCAGGGCAGCAUGGGCGCGCCCUGGCACCAGGCCUAUCAUUCCAGCACAUCCACCACAGAUCUGUCCAGCUACGAGACGGGUUACCUGAGGAAGAGUCCCGACCAGUACAGCUCAAGAGGCAGUAUGGAGAGUCUGGACCACCCCCACCCGGCCUAUAGCUCCUGCCACCAGCUCUCCACCUCCAAGUCGUCCAACAGCAUCGACCACCUGCACAGCAAACGGGACUCAGCCUACAGCUCCUUCUCCACCAGCUCCAGCAUCCCAGAGUACCUGGCGGCGGCCCCUUCCUUCAGCAAGGAGCGCUCCUACUCCAUGGAGACGGUGCCGCAGAGGGGCGGCGCCGGGGGCGGAGCCGAGGGCAUGCAGCAGGCGGACAUCCGCUACGUGCGCACCGUCUACGACCCCCAGCAGGGCGUGUCCCAGGAGCACGAGGUCAGCUCCGCCUCUGCCGCGUUGCUGCGCAACAGCGAAGCCAGAGGAGGGGGCGGAGCAUCCCGAGCCAACCACCGGGGCAGCAGCAGUAGCAGCGGCAGCAGCGGCGGAAGUAGCGCGGGCGGGGGCAACCCCGCCUCCAACCGCCACAGCGUGGGGCCCAUCUGGGGCCAGGCCUCCAGCCGUAGCUCCUACGAGAGCCUGAAGGGGGCGCCGGCCCCGCCCACGCGCAGCGACAGCUACGCGGCCAUAAGGAAUCACGAGAGGCCCAACUCGUGGUCCAGCCUGGAGCAGGCGAGGUCCCAGAGGGCCCUGCAGAAGGGCUCCUGGCACCACUCCAGCGGCUCCGUGGCUUCUGGGAAGGGCUCGUACGGAGCCGAGGGCCAGCUCCACACCGUCAUCGAGAAGAGCCCCGAAAGCAGCCCCACCACCAAGCCCAAACAGGGGGGCUUCCCUUCCCAGCCCGCCGUCCAGUCCGGCCGCUUCAUGCUGCCCACGGGCAUCUACCCCGUGCCCCUGCCCGAGCCCCACUUUGCCCAGAUGCCCACCUCGUGUCCCAGCUCCAGUAGUGUGUACCCGGCUCUGGCCAAGGAGAGAGGGCAGCACCAUCAGGGGCCGCUGGGGGUCAGCAUGGACGAGGUGGCUCUGGAGAACGGAUACCAAAGCAUCCCUCCUCCCCCUUACUCCCACUCCCACUCCCACUCCAGCCAGCUGCACGACUUCCCCCAGCCCAGACCUCCGGCCCAGCAAGCCAUCGACGAGUCCCAGACCAAGUGCGCUCUCUACAGGUCUCACUUGAGGCCAGGAGGGGCAGACAGCCAGACGCCAUUCCCUAGACAGAACCACGAGGGUCCAGCACAAGGCCAGGGCUACAGGCCCUGCUCUGCCCAGUCCAUAGGCCAGGAGAGGAGGGACCCCUACACCCCUGUCCAGCCCAGGGCAGAGAAGCCCAGGUACUGCCAGAGUCCAGAGAAGCUGGAGCCCCAUGUUCACGCCAGGGAGGAAGCCCAGCUCAGACACCCCGUUCCUCCCAGUGCCCACCCAGAGCCGGCGCCCAUGCCCGGUAGCAGGGUGGCUCAGGGGCAGGUGGCUCAGGCCCCCCGAGGGGGCGGCGGCGGCGGCGGCGUCCCCCCCAUCCAGGACAGCGCCCACCUCCGACACCCCAGCGACUCGGGCAUUUUCCAGCAGCCGAAGGAGCACCCUCUGACCCGUCUUGAGAACGCCCUGGCGGAAGUGCAGCGCUGUGCCAGCCCCGAGAGCUCCAGCAGCCAGGGGAGCGGCCAGGCCGCCCGGAGCCUCUCCGUCCUGGAAAAGGUCAACCGCUUCGAGCGUCGCGAGCAGGGCAAGCAGCGCAGCCACAGCGCCAGCCACAGCGCCAGCCACAGCAACCUGGGGCCCCCGAGGCCGACCCAGCCUCACGAGCGCCACAGGAGUGCCCUAUCUAGCACGGAGGACCUGCGGCUCAUGCUGGAGAGGAGCAACAGCCCCGGCGGCGCCUACAGAUCACUCAGCUCCAGCUCGUACGCGUCCGGCAUCGCCGCCCAGGAGGAUCACGUGACCCAGCGGCGAGGAAGCACCGACCAACCCCAGCACAGGAGCAUUCCGGAUGUGGGUUUAGCACUGCAGAGGAGCAAGAGCACUUUCCAGCUGGGGGGGGAUGAGAACAUCCGGGGGGCGGAGCUGCCAUGGAGGGAGGAGUUCCCCUGGAAGGAGGGGCUUCAGGACCUCCUCGGCUCCAUCCACGACACGUCCUACAACCGCUCGUACCGGGACGCCCAGUCCAAGGUGCUCCGCUCCACUUCCUUCCGACGCAGGGACCUCCAUGUCUCCGUCUCAUCCAGCAACCACCCCCCGCCGGUUCCCGCCAAGCAUUUAUCCCUGGAGAGGAGAGGCCCCAAGACCAGCCCUAAGCCUGCCGUCUCAGUCCCACCAUUAGUCCUGGCCCAAACCCACACCACCUCCCCAGUGCAAGGGCCGGCCACCUCCCCUCACACCCCCAAAGAGAGGCACGCCAUCACCCCGGAGGUGAGGGGCAUCAGUCCCCCACAGCUCCCCAGCAUCCCGCCGGUAGGCCCCCCCUCCAGGAUCGGGGGCCGCAAACGGCUCACCAUGGAGCAGAAGAAGCGCUCCUACUCCGAGCCGGAGAACAUGCACGAGGUGGGCCUAUCGGACGCAGAGAACUCCGCCUCCUCCCGGAAAGGGGAUGCGCAGCACUUCCUGUUCACGGAUACCAGCGUGGCCGACCGCCGGAGGAUGUUUGAGAUGGCGGCCAGUCGUAGCGUGGACCCCCAAGCUGGCGCGUCGAGGCCGGACCUACGGCAGCUGCAGCAGGAUGCUCUGGCCGACUACGUGCAGAGGAAGAAAGGCUGGCGACCCGAGGGACGCCACCAUCGCCCCCGGAGCGCCUACCUCCAGCCUGGGGCCUCCUCUGCUGCUGCCGACACCCGGAGCCUGUCCUCCACCGCCAGUCUGAUGUCUCUUCAGGAGCCAGAUUCAGACAGCUUCUUCGGGGGAGAACGCCUCUGCUCUACCCUGCCCCCUGGCCUGCAGGGAUUCUCCUACCCUGGCAGGAGCUCCGUCGGACCACAGGCCCAUCUGGACCCCGCCCCCUCUAGACAAAACAUCCAAGCCUUAGCCUCUGGCCCGGCCUCAGUUCAAGCACCUGAUUCAGGCCAGGCCUUAGGCCCUCUCCGGAGCCUGGGGCUUUCCUUGCAGCACAAUGCGCCCUUUGUGCGGUCAACUCCAGCCCACAGCUCAGGGAAGUCAGCCUCCGCUGAGGACCUGCUGGAAAGCUCGGAGGAGAGACCGGCCCGCCAGCACUACAGAUCCCGCUCCUCACCGUCUGUAGAACAUUCCAACCAGGACGUCCUGUCUGGAGAACUUAAGAUGUUUGGGAUCUUCUCCACGGAGCCUGGACUGGUCGCCCUCUCAGCCGACAGGACCGCGGAGGGCCAGAGGCAAGGGUGCGCGUCCAUGUCCCAGCAGCGCAUGGAGCGCUACAUGCUCAACCAGGGCCCGUCUCAGAGCAACACCCCCGUGAUAAGGAGGGAGAGGCAGAGGAGCGCCGACCGCCAGCGGGCUCAAAGCGCCUCGGGCCUGGCCGCCUCCGUGGGCCUCCCCUGCCCCUUCUCCCCACCCGGCACCUCCGCCAUCCUGGACUGGCAGGCCAGCGAGAGGCUGAGCCAGGCUAACCUCGAUGCGAUUGCCUUCCCCUGCUUGCCUCAGGACAGCACGGCCGCCACCAGCCCAGAGAGCCAGAGGGGCGGAGAGUCCAGAAGCAGCACUGCCAGCCCGGUAGGCGAACGGCGAGGGGGGUCACGGGGAGAUCUGACCAGACAGAUCUCCAGUGACACCAGCACGUCGGAGGAGACGCUGAAGGACUUCUGCCUCGAGGCCCCCCUCCCACCGCCAAAGACCACCCCACCCCCGUCCCCACCCCCACCCCCACCUCACAGGACGGGAAGUAGGAGGCCUCGCCCUCCCUUCGAGGCCUCCUCCAGGCGACCCGAUCAGAACCCCUACGCCCCCAGGAGCCUCCCCUCCCUGCGGAUCUCCGAGUCCGGCCUCCGGGCGGCUUCUCCCCCCGCCUUCACGGGGGAAGACUACGACGAGGUGUUCUUUGACGAGCCGCCGCCCCCCUCCCCGCCUCCUCCCCCGCCGCCGCUCAGAGAGACUGACCUCACGGAGGACUUCCCCCCGCCGCCACCCGCUGAGAUAGCCCCGCCUCCCCCGCCAGUCUGGGAGGAAGAGGCGUGGCACGAGCGACAGGACAACUUCAGCUCCAAGGACCGGUAUAUCCUGGGUUCAGAGAGAAAUCAGGAGGCAGUGCAAUCUCCUCACGUAGCACCCACCCCCCCUUUACCUGCCCCUCCGGUUUGCAGUCUUACACCAGAGCCAGAGCCCCAGGCCCCCAACAGCCUCCAGCAGGAGGACCCAAGCACUGCGGCCUGCGAGGCCCAAGAAAGCCUGGGACCGGAGUCCCAGCUGCUGUCCAGGAGAGAGAGGUCUGCUGAGGAGCAGAGAGUGGAGGCCCUGGCCAGGCAACUGGUGUCCAGGGACAGCUCCCUCUCCCCUCUCCUGGAUGCCUGGGCGGGGAAGAACACCCUGGACCUGAUGGAGGACAUCUUCCCCAAUCACACGGGCGGGUGGGAGCCAUGGCGACGAAGGGGGAGCAGCUGGUUGGAGGACAGGAAACAAGAUGGCGGUUGCUCUGCUGGGCAGGUGCCGGUCCCGGAGCGAGAGAUGGAGACAGACCUGGAUGAGGAGGAGGCAGACCUCAACCAGAAGAAGGUGGAGCUGUUGCAAGCGCUGGCACUAAGCGUGGCGGUGCUGCGCGGCGAGAGGCAGGAACUGAGCGAGGAGCAGGCGCGCUACCGGACCCUCGGCAGUGACAUGGACGCCCUGAUCCAGGAGCGCUGCAAGCCCAACCAACGUGACAAGUACCGCAUGUUCAUCGGGGACCUGGACAAGAUAGUCAACCUGCUGCUGUCUCUGUGCGGGCGCCUCGCCCGCAUCGACAACUCCCUCUCGGCGCUCGAUCGACAGGGGGAGAACGAGGACAGCUCGGAGGGGAGGGAGUCCCUGCAGCAGAAGCGCCAACAGCUAUGCAGUCAGCAAGAGGACGCCCGAGAGUUAAAGGAGAACCUGGACCGCAGAGAGCGUGUGGUUCUGGACAUCCUGGGCGGCUACCUGAGCGGGCCGCAGCUCCGAGACUACCAGCACUUUGUCCGCAUGAAACCGGCCCUCCUGAUUCGCCAGCGCCACCUGGACGAGCUCAUACGUCAGGGGGAGGAGCAAGUGAAAAGGCUGUCGGAAAGCCUCCCUCCAGAACACCACAUCCCCCCUCCAUGUAGCACUGCCACCGGCCCUGGCCCCAGCCUCACAGUCCGUUCCACCACGGUGACAUCACUCUGACCCACUGGUCGCAGUCAGAAAGGGAUAGUACUUGAUGAGAAAGAUACCUCUCCUACAUGAUUACAAGGCUAUUUAGACAAAUGUACCUUAGGAUAGAGAAGCCUGAAAUGAAGGAAGUCGCCUUGUUCACUGUACACAGACGGCAACCACAAAAGGUUAUCUCCACAGGCUGCGGCCCGUGAGUGCUGAAUUUCAGAUGUGCCUCUAUUUAUGUAUUUACUACUCUUCACAUAUCUGUUUCCGAUUUCACCUCAGCAUGAAUUUGUCCCAGCAGUGAGUGAAACACGGUUGAAGUGUGUUAAUUUUGAGCAUAUUUCAAGUUUAGAGACUAUUAACUGUGCAAGUGUAAAAAAAUGUGUGAGAUGUUAUUCACCAUAUACCAUUUUAAAGACUACUACUGCCAUUUUUUCUACAGCCUAGCACAUUUUUUUUUUUGCAAAUUGACUACUGAUUAGGACCCAUUGCUUGAUGCAGCAAACUUUCAUACUCACUCAUUAUUAUCCCAGACGAAGCAUAAAAUAUUUCUACUUUCAGCACUAAAAGAAUAGCUAAGAAAGCUUUAUCAUCAACAACAUUUAUUAUUUAUGUACCAAGAGAACUGAGUAUACUGUACAUGACUGCAUGUAUUGAUCCAACUUCUUAACAUUUUGACUAUUUAGAGUAUAAACAUACAAAAAAAUGAAAUGUUUGAAUGUUGGCUUCUUUGAGAGAAGGCAAGGAAACUUUGCCUCAGCCUGAUUGGACAGAUUGGGGUUGCUGAUUGUGCUGUCUCACUAGCACCAAGCAAAACAACAAAUCGCUCACAUGACUAUUUUCUUGCAAGUCAAUGAAAACAGACACUUUGAAGCACAAAUUACACAAAAAUAUGUUUAUAACUUGCUGUGGAGUUGAGUUUGUUGUCGUAACAGGCUGCUUCCUACACUGUUUUAUGCCUACCCCCAAAAAGUAUAAUUGUAUUAUUCUGUUGAGAGCACUUUUAAAACAUAUUUUUCCCAGACAAAUAUAUGGAUCACAGGCAUAUUCGCCUCAUGAAUUCAUCAGUAAAGGGGCAAUUAUACAUACUGGUGUCUGACAAUUGUAUCUGACUGGUGAAUUUCCUCUUAACCAGAUUCAAUAUUUGCUUUAUGACACUGCGGAGAAAGAGGAGCAUUAUAAAAACAGAUCCUCAUUUUGCAAAAUAAAUCUAUUUUUUAAAAAGA